GGCUCGCGUUGGGUGGGCGGGCCGGCUGGGGCAGGGCAGCGGGCUGCGGGCGUCGCUGGCCAUCUGGAGGGCGUGUCCCGGGGCGCAGGCGCUGCAAGACGCCCCGCUUGGCCUCUGAGGCCGGGUGCACUUGGCCGUGGCUGCUGGCUCGGGCAUUAAAGCCACCGUCAGCGCCGGUUCAGGGCGMCCUCCCAUUCCAGCCCCAAAGCCACCCAUCCUAGAGGGCCCUGGAUGGAAAUUUGGAAGAAAGCCUGGUCCAGUCCGGAGGCCGAGGGCCCUCCGGGCUUCAGAAGGACGUCUAGGCGAACGCUGGACGUCGUGGACGGUCCGUAAAAGGGUGGGAAAGAACAGAAUCUGUUACCACCCAGUCCUUCUCUGGAGACCUCUGCAGCAGAAAGGCUCGGGAGCGAGCGUCCCCACGUCCCAACCCUGGCCCUCCCGGCGUCCAAGGCCCACCCGGUGAACAAACUGAAGCUCACAGAAUUGAAGUGCCUCAGAGCUUUUAUUGGCUAGUGUCUGGGUUCUAGCCAGGCUGUCUGGUUUUAAAGCCUGUGUUGACUCCCAAAUCUGGAUCCAAGCAGAAUAAGCAUGUAGCUUACAAGAAUGAUUACAAAGCCAUGUACUUAAACCAACUCACCUGACUGCCUCCCAAAAAAUGGUGUCCAGUUUUCAGAGUUGUUAAAGUCACUCCAACCUCUAGGGUCCUCCAGGUCCUAGUCCUGCAGGGACAUGCCAAAGCCCCGAGGGCAGAAGAUUGCAGUCUAAGAAAGACCACGCAAUUGCCAAGCCUCUCAUUGGAGGUUCUGGCAAUUUCCUCCCCAGAAGUGGACAAGACCAGUUGGUCGUGCAUCAUCAUGCCUCAGCAGCUCCUGAUCACCCUGCCCAAGGCCAGUACCUGGGUGAAGUUACACCAUCCAAGGAAGGCCAAGGAGGAGGCGCCCUCAUGGGAGGAUGUAACUAAAAUGUUUGAAGAAGAAGUUCUGCUGUCUCAGGAUGCUGCUGAGACCCAGGAAGAAAGUUUAGAGGAUGAAUUGACCCCUGACCUCCUGACAGCAGAACCCCAGGAACUGUUGACCUUCAAGGACAUAUUUGUGGACUUUACCCAGGAGGAGUGGGGGCAUUUGGCCCCUACUCACCGGAAUUUGUACCGGGAUGUGAUGCUGGAGAACUAUAGGAACCUGGUGUCAGUGGGAUAUCAGUUUUCCAAGCCUAGUGUGAUUUCCCAGUUGGAGAAAGGAGAAGAGCCAUGGAUGAUACAGAAAGAAGGCCCAGGAAAUGACGUUUCAGACUCAAAGAGUAAAACAGGAACCAAUGAGUCAACUGCAAAGAAUGACAUUUCCCAGGAACAUUUGUAUCAUGACAUUAUGAUGGAAAGGUUCAUAAGGGAUGAUAUCAUUUAUUCCACAUUGAAAAAAGUUUCCAGAUAUGAUGAUGUGUUAGAAAAGCACCAGGAAACCUGUGGAAGAAAUGUGAGACAAGCCAUUUUGACCCACAAGAAGAGAGUCCAAGAUGUUCACAAAUAUGGGGAAAUUAUUGUGAGUUCAAAUAUUUUGGAACAGAAGCAUCAUAAAUGUGACACACCUAGAAAGAGGAAAAAAUACAAAUUAGAUUUGAUUAAUCAUCCAAUAAGUUGCAUAAGAGCAAAAAUCUAUGAAUGUAAUAUAUGUGAAAAAAUGUUCAAACAACCCAAUCAUCUUACUGAACACAUGAGAAUUCAUACUGGCGAGAAGCCUUUCAGAUGUAAGGAAUGUGGAAGGGCCUUUAGUCAAAGUGCAUCUCUUAAUACACACCAGAGGAUCCAUACUGGUGAGAAACCCUUUGAAUGUGAGGAGUGUGGCAAAGCCUUCAGACAUCGCUCAUCUCUUAAUCAGCAUCAUAGAACUCACACUGGGGAGAAGCCUUAUGUAUGUGACAAAUGUCAGAAAGCUUUCAGCCAGAACAUUAGCUUGACCCAACAUCUAAAGACUCAUUCUGGAGAGAAACCUUUUACUUGCAAUGAAUGUGGGAAAACCUUUCGACAGAUUAGACACCUUAGUGAACACGUAAGAAUUCAUACUGGGGAGAAGCCCUAUGCAUGUACUGCAUGUUGUAAGACCUUUAGUCAUAGAGCAUAUCUAACACAUCACCAGAGAAUCCAUACUGGUGAAAGACCCUACAAAUGUAAGGAAUGUGGAAAAGCAUUUAGACAGAGGAUACACCUUAACAACCAUAAAACUGUCCAUACAGGAGUGAAAGCAUAUGAAUGCAACCGCUGUGGGAAAGCCUAUAGGCAUGAUUCAUCCUUUAAGAAACAUCAGAGACAUCACACUGGAGAAAAACCUUAUGAAUGUAAUGAAUGUGGAAAAUCCUUCAGCUAUAAUUCAUCACUAAGUCGACACCAUGAAAUACACAGGCGGAAUGCCUUCCGAAGUAAUGUGUAAAAAAAUAUUUAUUUGAUGAGCACAAAAGCCACAUCUGAAUCAGUGAUUCUUAGCUUUAAAAUUUCAGGACUCAAAUAAAUUUGAGAAGUUGAUUUAAUGAUGGCAACUUUAAAUUUUGCCUGUUGUGUAAAUAAACAUUACAUUAAUA
Molecule: messenger RNA, 2568 nt
Organism: Urocitellus parryii (Arctic ground squirrel)
Lineage: Eukaryota; Metazoa; Chordata; Mammalia; Rodentia; Sciuridae
Gene: Zfp69
Product: ZFP69 zinc finger protein
Biological process (GO): regulation of transcription by RNA polymerase II
Cellular component (GO): PcG protein complex; transcription regulator complex; chromatin
Molecular function (GO): DNA-binding transcription factor activity, RNA polymerase II-specific; RNA polymerase II cis-regulatory region sequence-specific DNA binding
Source: RefSeq, a predicted model, not a curated record